AUGGAACGACUACAGAAGAAGCAAGCUGCCCUGCGACAAGCAAUAGAGAAAAUCAUCGCAGCGGCCAGCGACCUACUGCAAUCGCCAACCAUCAAAGUCGGUGAGCUUGAGGAACGCCUCGACCUUCUCCUUGAACAAGCGGAUGAAUUGAAAUCUGUUAACGAGAGCAUCGAAAAGAAGAUAGAUCUUCAAGAAUUAGAUGCAGAAUUAGAAGCUUGCGCUGCAUACACGGAGAAGAUCUGCUCCAUAAAAACAAAGAUCAAGAGAGCUCUCAGGAGUCAGACAGCCAACGAGAGCCGGUCAACAACUCCGUCAGUGACAGGCGACGCAUCAGAGCAGGAAGUAUACCACAUUGGUUCCGUCCCACCUGCGACAUCCCAGCCACUAUCAGCAACCACCAAGUUACCCAAGUUGGAAAUCGCAAAAUUCAGCGGGGACCUGCGCUCAUGGCAAAAAUUUUGGAACCAAUUUGAAUCGACUAUACACAAGAACAGCACCCUGCCUGCAAUAGCCAAGUUCCAGUACCUAACAAGUUACUUAACUGGAAAAGCCGCCGCUGCCAUAGAGGGGUUGCCGAUCAGCGAUAGAAAUUAUGACAUCGCAGUGAAGACGCUCAUUGAGAGAUUUGGGAAGGAGGACGUAAUAAUUGAGGACCACAUGUCGCGCUUGCUUGACGUCCGCCCAGUGCACGAUCUGCGGGACAUCGAAAGGCUGAGGACCCUCUACGACGAAAUCCGCUCCGGAGUCCGAAGUCUAGAGGCGAUGGGAGUGUCGUCGAGCACCUACGGCGCGCUGCUUCUCACCGUCCUUCGCAAAAGCAUCCCAAGUGAGCUUUGCUUGGCGUACUUCCGACGGAAGGCCGCCUCACCUGAAACGCCCCAAGACGAGCUUCUCGGUUUCCUCGAUUUCAUAAGAGAGGAGGUCGAGAGCAGAGAGAGAGCCCAGAGUGCACUACGCCAUGGGCACCAGGACGCCGCUAUCAGACAGAAAGCACCUAUCAAAGGGGACGCUCGUCCUCAAAACCCAUCGGCGUCUGUCCUCAGCGUAACCGAUGGCGAGGCGCAAUGUGCAUUUUGUGGUGCAGAAGGGCAUCAACCAGCGAACUGUGUCGCCCCCGUGCCCAUGGCCAAGAAAAAGGAGGUGAUGUCAAGAGAGAGGCGUUGUUACAAGUGUGCGAAAAAGAAGCACCGUGCCGCUGAGUGUAGAACUGCAAGGUGGCUGAAGUGUGCCAAAUGCUCUGGACGACACGCAACUGGCGUCUGCGAGCUCAAUCAAAGACCGACACGCCCUCCUUCAAUCGGAGAUGCUGCACCAGCAGAGACAGCAGUACAAUCAUCGCUUCAGGUGGGACCAGUACUGGGAAAGACCCGCGUGCUUCUACAGACUGCACGAGCGUAUGCGGAAGGCCAGCACAAGAGUGCUCUGGUGAGAAUACUGCUUGAUGGUGGCAGCCAGAGAACAUUUAUACGACAGGAGGUUUCCCGGCGCCUCAAUCUUCGCGUCAUAGGAGGGGAGAAGCUGGCUAUUUGCACCUUCGGAAGCGAGAGACCAUCUGAAGAAAGAAGGUGUCAUCGCGUGGAAUGCUGGCUGCGAAACUGGCGCAACAACACCAGAGUCCGGAUCGAAGCAUUAGAGGUGCCCGAGAUCUGUGGAGACUUCCUCCCACCACCUGACGACUCCACGGCUAGCAUCGCUCGUGAGCAAGGCCUCCAGCUUGCUGACACCUUACCUGACGGCUACCGCCCUGGUGUUGGAGUUGAGCUGCUUAUCGGGGCCGAUCACUUCUGGGAUAUAGCAACGGGAAAUGUCAAGCGCCUCGGUAGGAAGCUCGUGGCCAUGGAGACUGCGUUUGGAUGGACAUUGCAGGGCACAGAUUCUACAUCGCCCGUCGCAACCUUCCUAAAGAACACCGGAGUGAUGCGGGUAGGUGUGACCACAGCACCCGACGAAAUUUCUCGUCAACUAGAAUCAUUCUGGGAGAUGGAGCACCUUGGUAUCGUCGACGAUGCACAGCUGACCGCCAAAGACGACAGCGUUCUGCGGGCCUUUGAAGAAACCAUUGCCCACAAGAACGGUAGAUACCAAGUAGCUCUCCCAUGUAAAAAGAACGCGUCAGACUUGACGGACAAUCAGAGCACAUCAUCGCACAGACAUCGCUCAUUAACGGCGAAGCUGCUGCGACAUGAAGAAGCAAUUCUAGACUACGAUCAGGCAAUCAGGAACUACCUGCAAGCUGGACACAACGAGGAAGCGAACGAACUGGGUGAGUCCCCGCUGGGGCCCAUUUACUACAUGCCACACCGAGGUGUGCUCUGGCCUGGUAGCGAAACAACCAAGUUGAGAGCCGUAUUCGAUGCCUCUUCCAAAGCGGCGGAAAAGCUGUCACUGAAUGACGUCUUCUUCGCAGGACCUGAUCUAAAUUCAAACGCCAACCCAAGCCGAGACUGCCGUAAAUUCUCGCCCACUGACUUUCGCGUCUUCGGACGCGGGGGAGCUUAUGCCCUUGAUUCCAGUCCAUUUCCUCGUAGGUCGCCAGCUACCGAGAUUGCCUCCCUUUCGAGAAACCACCGAAGUCAAAUCGGCAGCAGAGACACGCCAAUGGAGGCGACGCGCCGGGCUUGUUCACUCAUUCUGGCAACGCUGGAGACGCGAAUACCUACUGCAGCUUCACUUAGCGCUUAUCACAAAGCCAGGCAGAGGGAGAGGCAUCGGUGA
This is a messenger RNA of Dermacentor albipictus, 2715 nucleotides long. RefSeq lists its product as uncharacterized. Gene Ontology annotation, molecular function: zinc ion binding; nucleic acid binding. The record is from RefSeq and is a predicted model, not a curated record. NCBI's taxonomy places the organism in Eukaryota, Metazoa, Arthropoda, Arachnida, Ixodida, Ixodidae.